AUGGCGGGCGUCGCUCGCGACGCAGGUGAGGAGACGGUGUUCCUAUGUUUGGAGGCAAGCGACUUGUUGCUGGAGCCGAUGUGCAGCACCUGGGAGCUCCAACAGGAGUUGGUUCCCUAUGUGCUCUCGCACUCCCUACAGCACGAAGAUUUCCUCAAACUCCCCAAGGCAGAACGCCAGGCGAAGGUGAAGAUCCUGACGCAGCGGAUCUUAAGCGGCGGCGAGACGGGAGCUCCCUCAGGCGAUGAGGAGGAGUCGCCGGGACAGCUCAGGCGCUUCGGGUUUGAGCUGUCCGUCGCAUACUUAAGACCACUUCAAAGGACGAGCUGUUCCAGCACUGCCUUGGUGCUCAUCAGUGUUCCAAGUCCCCUCUUGCGCGGUUGA
This is a messenger RNA of Durusdinium trenchii, 384 nucleotides long. The record is from the annotation of a GenBank genome assembly. Lineage: Eukaryota; Dinophyceae; Suessiales; Symbiodiniaceae.